AUGGGUGUCAGUAAUUUUGCAUCUGUGUGUUCGAAGACACCGCUACCACUAUGCUCAAUCCUUAAAUCUAGCACACAUUUAGUUUUAUCGAAUUCUACCCUUAUUCAUGAUUUUGAUCCAAAACAUUUAAAUAUAGGUAUUUUGCCUCGUUGUUAUGCAAGAUCUGUUGAUUUAGCUAAUACGGUCAUAUUCGGGGUUGGGAAUGCAUUCAUUAAUAUAGGUGCUUUAGGUGUCAUUUUAAUCAUUAUUUAUAACAUUAGACAAAAAUAUACAGCUAUUGGAAGAUCGGAGUAUCAAUAUUUCUUUCAAUUGACAUUAUUAUUGAUAAUAUUCACAUUAAUAGUCGAUUGUGGUGUCUCUCCGCCAGGUUCCGGAUCAUUCCCUUAUUUUGUCGCAAUACAGAUUGGUUUAGCUGGUGCAUGUUGUUGGAGUUUAUUGAUUAAUGGGCUCCUUGGUUUUAAUCUAUGGGAAGAUGGUACAACGAAAUCAAUGUUAUUGGUAAGAGGUUUCUCAACUUUAGGAUUUAUAGCAAAUUUUUUAGCCUCAAUCUUGACUUUCAAAUCAUGGAUAAAAGAUCAUUCAGUAGCUAAUAUCAAUACUACCGGUAUGUUUGUUGUAGUUUACGUUAUAAACGCUAUAAUACUAUUCAUUUACACUAUUUGUCAGUUGUUGGUAUCCUUAUUCAUUGUUAGAAAUUAUUGGGUUACAGGUGCAAUUACUUUGGCUGUAUUUUUUUUCGUAAUGGGUCAAAUAUGUGUUUAUGCUCUAUCUACCCAAAUCUGUGAAGGUGUCAAACAUUAUAUUGAUGGAUUAUUCUUUGGGAGUGUCUGUAACAUUUUUACUUUAAUGAUGGUCUAUAAAAUAUGGGAUAUGACUACAGAUGAUGAUCUAGAGUUUAGCGUGAGUGUUAACAAAGAUGGUAGUGUGGUUUACGAUAAUUAA
Messenger RNA from Maudiozyma barnettii, 942 nucleotides. RefSeq names its product Chs7p (gene CHS7). Gene Ontology annotation, biological process: protein folding. Gene Ontology annotation, cellular component: endoplasmic reticulum membrane. Lineage: Eukaryota; Fungi; Ascomycota; Saccharomycetes; Saccharomycetales; Saccharomycetaceae. The record is from RefSeq and is a predicted model, not a curated record. The transcript has a single exon. Bases 1 to 942 code for a protein of 313 amino acids.